Molecule: messenger RNA, 2065 nt
Organism: Acomys russatus (golden spiny mouse)
Lineage: Eukaryota; Metazoa; Chordata; Mammalia; Rodentia; Muridae
Gene: Syk
Product: spleen associated tyrosine kinase
Exons: 13
Coding region: 22-1908 (628 amino acids)
Biological process (GO): cell differentiation; cell surface receptor protein tyrosine kinase signaling pathway; neutrophil activation involved in immune response
Cellular component (GO): cytoplasm; extrinsic component of cytoplasmic side of plasma membrane
Molecular function (GO): non-membrane spanning protein tyrosine kinase activity; ATP binding; signaling receptor binding
Source: RefSeq, a predicted model, not a curated record
GAAUUCUGAAGGGGCCUAGACAUGGCGGGCAGUGCGGCAGACAGUGCCAACCACCUGCCUUACUUUUUUGGCAACAUCACCCGGGAAGAGGCUGAAGACUACCUGGUGCAGGGAGGCAUGAGUGAUGGGCUCUACCUACUACGCCAGAGUCGCAAUUACCUGGGUGGUUUCGCUUUGUCAGUGGCACAUAGCAGGAAGGCACACCACUACACCAUCGAGAGGGAACUUAAUGGCACCUAUGCCAUCUCCGGUGGCCGGACCCAUGCCAGCCCGGCGGACCUCUGCCACUACCACUCUCAGGAAUCUGAUGGCCUCGUCUGCCUCCUUAAGAAGCCCUUCAACCGGCCUCCGGGGGUACAGCCCAAGACCGGACCCUUCGAGGACCUGAAGGAAAACCUCAUCAGGGAAUAUGUGAAACAGACCUGGAACCUUCAGGGCCAGGCUCUGGAGCAAGCCAUCAUCAGCCAGAAGCCCCAGCUGGAGAAGCUGAUCGCCACCACUGCCCAUGAGAAGAUGCCCUGGUUCCAUGGCAACAUCUCCAGAGAUGAAUCAGAGCAGUCAGUGCUCAUAGGAUCAAAGAUCAAUGGAAAAUUCCUGAUCAGAGCCAGAGACAACAGCGGAUCCUACGCUCUGUGCUUGCUGCAUGAAGGGAAGGUGCUGCACUAUCGCAUCGACAGGGACAAGACUGGGAAGCUGUCCAUCCCCGAAGGGAAGAAGUUUGACACCCUCUGGCAGCUAGUGGAACAUUACUCUUACAAGCCAGACGGGCUGUUAAGAGUCCUCACAGUACCAUGCCAAAAGAUCGGCGCACAGAUUGGCAACCCACCAAGCCCAAAUGCCCAUCCUGUGACUUGGUCACCAGGUGGAAUACUCUCAAGAAUCAAAUCCUACUCCUUCCCAAAGCCUGGCUACAAAAAGCCUGCCCCGCCCCAAGCGAGUCGUCCAGAGUCUGUGUCCUUCAACCCCUAUGAGCCAACAGGAGGGUCCUGGGCUCCAGACAGAGGCCUCCAGCGAGAAGCCCUACCUAUGGACACGGAGGUGUAUGAGAGCCCUUAUGCUGACCCUGAAGAGAUCAGGCCCAAAGAGGUCUACCUAGACAGAAACCUGCUGACCCUGGAGGACAGCGAGCUCGGCUCUGGUAACUUCGGGACUGUGAAAAAAGGAUACUACCAAAUGAAAAAGGUUGUGAAGACAGUGGCUGUGAAAAUCCUGAAGAAUGAGGCCAAUGACCCUGCUCUGAAGGACGAGCUGCUGGCUGAGGCAAACGUCAUGCAGCAGCUGGACAACCCCUACAUUGUGCGCAUGAUCGGAAUCUGCGAGGCAGAGUCCUGGAUGCUGGUGAUGGAGAUGGCAGAGCUGGGGCCCCUCAACAAGUACCUGCAGCAGAACAGGCACAUCAAGGAUAAGAACAUCAUAGAGCUGGUUCACCAGGUUUCCAUGGGAAUGAAGUAUUUGGAAGAGUGCAAUUUCGUUCACAGAGAUCUGGCUGCAAGGAACGUGCUUCUGGUCACACAGCACUAUGCCAAGAUCAGCGAUUUCGGUCUUUCCAAAGCCCUUCGUGCCGAUGAAAACUAUUACAAGGCGCAGACCCAUGGGAAGUGGCCCGUGAAGUGGUACGCCCCCGAAUGCAUCAACUACUACAAGUUCUCCAGCAAGAGUGACGUCUGGAGCUUUGGCGUCCUGAUGUGGGAAGCAUUCUCCUAUGGGCAGAAGCCAUACAGAGGGAUGAAAGGGAGUGAAGUGACUGCCAUGCUGGAGAAAGGAGAGCGGAUGGGCUGCCCUCCAGGAUGCCCACGAGAGAUGUACGAGCUGAUGAACCUGUGCUGGACAUACGAUGUAGAGAACCGGCCAGGAUUCACAGCUGUGGAGCUGAGGCUUCGAAAUUACUACUACGACGUGGUUAACUAACAGCUUGAAGACCUGUCAUUGGCCACCUUGGAUUCUCGGCGAUCACAGGAAAUUCAUUCAGAUGAACUGGCUUUCAAAGUUUCGUCUCCCUCUGCCCAGAGUGAGAGCUAAGCAAAGCUGGGACCUACCGUCAGUCACAGCAGGUCUGGUUCCAAAA